UCACUGUGAGCCCCAAACUGAUAGAAAUACAAGCCGACUGGUUCACGGCUCGUCGCAGAGUUUAACUUUCAAUUUCGGUUUUAUUCAGGAAAAGAUGGAGGCCGUCUGAUGUGUGGCUGUAGAGUUGACUUGGUCAAACGUUGAAAACAUUGUGUUGGAGCUGUAACAAAGGUGUCCGACGACAAAAAGAGCGAAGCUGCUCGACUGAUCGUUCGUGUUUCCGCGUGUUGUCGCGUUCACUUCCCCGGCAGACGGAGACGGUCCCGGCUGUGACCGGAGGCUCUGCAGCAUGUUGGACGGAUCAGGGCCGGAGUGGCUGUCGGAGGAGGUGAAAACUGGAACGACCAUCAUCGCCAUCGAGUAUAAUGGAGGAGUCGUGCUGGGGUCUGACUCCCGCGUAUCUGCAGGGGCCUCAGUGGUGAACCGGGUGAUGAACAAGCUGUCGCCCCUCCAUGACAAGAUCUACUGCGCUCUGUCAGGCUCUGCAGCAGACGCUCAGACCAUCGCCGAGAUGGUCAACUACCAGCUGGAUGUCCACAGUAUGGAGAUAGGUGAGGACCCCCAGGUUCGCUCCGCUGCCACUCUGGUGAAGAACAUCUCGUACAAGUACAAGGAGGAGCUGUCAGCACAUCUCAUCGUGGCCGGCUGGGACAGAAGAGACGGAGGGCAGGUGUUUGCAACCCUGAACGGUCUGAUCACAAGACAACCUUUUGCAGUCGGUGGCUCUGGCAGCUCGUAUGUUUAUGGGUUUGUUGAUGCUGAGUAUCGCAGGGGAAUGAGCAAAGAGGACUGCCAGCAGUUCGUCGUCAACACUCUCUCUUUGGCAAUGAGCCGUGACGGCUCCAGCGGUGGCGUGGCCUAUAUUGUGACCAUCGACGAACACAGCACAGAGGAGAAAGUCAUCCUAGGAAAUGACUUACCCACCUUCUUCGAUCAGUGAUCAAUAUAUAGUUUUUCAUCUCAAACCUGCUAAGAUACUGUAGUGCAGCGUGCAAUUAGGUAUUUGUUUUGCUCACAGCUGCCAUUACACACAAACACUUUGUGGCCAUGUUAUCAACUAAUUCAGCUUGUUAAAAUAUUAGUCAAGAAAACUUUUACUAAUAAAAAAUUCCAUGCAUUGCUUCAUAAAUCCCAAAGAUAUUUCACGUGUAAUAUCAAGAAGCCUUUGUGUUAGUACGAGAUGACACCUGAUCAAGUUCGUGGCUCAUCAUUGAGAGACUUGAAUCAUGACAAACAACAUGAUCUCAGCAGAGGGUUGAUAGUAAGUAUGUUGUUACCUCUGACAUAGACCAUACAGUUUCUUUGAGAACAUGGAAAUUGUAUCAGAACAACUGUUUCGUUUGCCACCGAGUCAUGAGUGCAUUCCUGAGUGGCAAACUAAAUAAACAUAAAUGUGUCUCGACGAAUCCUGCAGAACUACAGAUGUUCUUUCUCUAAACAGCCCCACAGAAACACGUAAAAUGUAAAAGUAAAAGUGAAAUUUGUUGCACCACUUUUGUGGAUGAUGUCACUCUUUAUGAUGCCUGGUUGAUGGUUUGUAACCUGCCUACAUGACUGAGUCUGGACAUGAUUAAAAUCCUGCCCAUGUUUUUGUAUACUGACUAUCACAGUGCAUAUACACAUGAUUUAAUGUCAAUUAAUCAAAUAAAACCUGUGUUGAAAGGUG
Acanthopagrus latus (yellowfin seabream) is the source of this 1666-nucleotide messenger RNA. RefSeq names its product proteasome 20S subunit beta 9a (gene psmb9a). Bases 290 to 940 code for a protein of 216 amino acids. The transcript has 6 exons. Gene Ontology annotation, cellular component: proteasome core complex. The record is from RefSeq and is a predicted model, not a curated record. Lineage: Eukaryota; Metazoa; Chordata; Actinopteri; Spariformes; Sparidae. Gene Ontology annotation, molecular function: threonine-type endopeptidase activity.